Molecule: messenger RNA, 3218 nt
Organism: Rubroshorea leprosula
Lineage: Eukaryota; Viridiplantae; Streptophyta; Magnoliopsida; Malvales; Dipterocarpaceae
Source: the annotation of a GenBank genome assembly
CAAUUUCUGGAAAAAUCCACCCCCCACUAUCAAUUAUUACAAUCAACUAUUAAUUAUAUUUGAAUAAAUAAUCCAAAAGCUGUUACAUUAACUUUUAAUCAACACCAAAGUCAAGGGGCGUUGGCCUAUUACAGCAUAACUUAUGGAGCAUCAAUGCUCCAGGCCUGCUAAACCACUUUCAUCUUCUUCCUCCUUUCAACCUCAAAUGAAUUUCUAUAUAUACCCAUUAAAACAUUCAAGUUAAGGUUUUCUCUGAGGCCAAAGAGAGAAAAUCGUCUUCUUUUUCUUUUUCCUUUGGAGGAUUAGUGUUAUACCCUGGUGCUGGCCGGAGAAAAUGAGUAGUACUGAAGAUUACAGUGGUCCCUUGAGCGGCCCCUUAAACAAAAGACCGGGGAAAAGAAGCCCCCGGUUCAAUUUACCGGAGAAAGAGGAGCAAUACGUGGAGCUCACCCUGGACGUCCGCGAGAACUCUGUGACUGUGCACAGUGUCAGGGGCACCGCUGAUGCCGUUGGCUGCAGCAAUGAUAAACUGGAAGAGGAUCCUGAGCUGUUGCUGCUAGCAAAAGGCCUGGAGAAGAAAUCUUCUUUUGGGUCGUCAAUGGUAAGAAAUGCGUCGGUCAAGCUCAGGCAAAUGGGAAAUGAGCUGAAGCGGUUGGCUUCCUUUUCCAAGAAGCCUCCACCGGAUCGCUUUGACCGGACCAAGUCGGCCGCUGCUCACGCCCUUAAGGGGCUCAAGUUCAUCAGCAAAACCGACGGAAGUGCUGGAUGGGCUGCCGUGGAGGUGCGGUUCGAUGAAAUCACUGCUUCUAAUGGCGGUGCCCUGCCCCGCUCACGCUUUGGUGAAUGCAUAGGAAUGAAGGAUUCGAAGGAAUUCGCAGGGCAAUUAUUUGAUGCACUUGCUCGGAAAAGGAACAUUCAAGGAGAUUCAAUUUGCAAAGCAGAGUUGAAAGAGUUCUGGGAUCAGAUCUCCAAUCAAAGUUUUGAUGCCAGGCUUCAAACUUUCUUUGACAUGGUGGAUAAAGAUGCAGAUGGGAGAAUCACUGAGGAAGAAGUUAAAGAGAUUAUUAGUCUAAGUGCUUCUGCAAAUAAGCUUGCAAAUAUUCAGAAACAAGCUGAGGAAUAUGCUGCCUUGAUCAUGGAAGAAUUAGACCCUGACAAUUUAGGAUAUAUCAAGAUACAUAAUUUGGAGAUGCUUUUGCUUCAAGCACCAGCGCAACCUGUGAGGGCAGGGGAGAGCCAGAACUUGAGCACAAUGUUAAGCCAGAAGCUGAAGCCUACAUACGAUCAAAACCCAGUGAGGAGGUGUUAUAGAUGCACCAAAUACUUUCUGUCAGACAAUUGGCAGAGACUUUGGGUGAUGGCUCUGUGGACUGUGGUCAUGUGUGGCCUUUUUGCAUAUAAAUACAUUCAGUAUAGGCGACGAGCAGCAUUUGUGGUGAUGGGUCAUUGUGUGUGCAUGGCUAAGGGAGCGGCCGAGACGCUUAAGCUCAACAUGGCUCUGAUUCUAUUGCCAGUGUGCAGAAAUACGAUCACUUGGCUCAGGAACAAGACCAAAUUAGGCGUAGCAGUCCCCUUUGACGACAAUCUCAACUUCCAUAAGGUGAUUGCUGCUGCAAUUGCAAUGGGGGUCGGGAUUCACGCGAUUACUCAUCUAGCAUGUGAUUUCCCACGCUUGCUUCAUGCUGGAGGUGACUAUGAGCUAAUGGAGCCAUACUUUGGGAAGCAACCUAAGAGCUACUGGUUUUUUGUGAAGUCGGUGGAAGGAGUGACAGGGAUUAUAAUGAUAGUAUUAAUGACCAUAGCUUUCACUCUAGCGAUGACUUGGUUCCGUCGUGAAAAGCUCAAGCUACCCAAACUCUUGAAGAAGCUCACUGGCUUCAACGCCUUCUGGUACUCCCACCACCUCUUUGUCGUCGUCUACUCUCUUCUAAUUGUCCACGGAAUCUUCCUCUACCUCACCAAAGAAUGGUACAAGAAAACGACCUGGAUGUACUUAGCCAUUCCUGUUUCCCUUUACGCUUGGGAAAGACUUACUCGGGUCCUUAGAUCAAGCAUCAAAGCUGUGUCAAUAUCGAAGGUGGCUGUUUAUCCAGGAAAUGUUCUGGCACUUCACAUGUCAAAGCCUCACGGGUUCAGAUAUAAGAGUGGACAGUACAUGUUUGUCAAUUGUGCUGCAGUGUCCCCAUUUGAAUGGCACCCGUUUUCCAUUACUUCAGCUCCCGGCGACAACUACCUUAGCGUUCACAUUAGGACCCUUGGAGAUUGGACCCUACAACUCCGAACUGUAUUUUCAGAGGUAUGUCAACAACCCGAUAAUGGCAAGAGUGGACUCCUAAGAGCCGACUGCGUGCAAGGACAAAACCCAGAUUUCCCAAGAGUUCUGAUUGACGGUCCAUAUGGGGCACCGGCACAGGACUACAAGAAAUAUGAGGUUGUCUUGCUGGUGGGGUUGGGAAUUGGAGCUACUCCGAUGAUCAGCAUUUUGAAGGACAUAGUGAACAAUAUAAGGGCCAUGGAGGAGGAAGAGGAAAACGUGGGAUUGGAAAAUGGAAAUGGAUGGGUUAGUCCUCCUCCAAAGAGAAAAGAUAGUUUCAAGACUAGGAGGGCCUACUUUUACUGGGUGACAAGGGAACAAGGCUCCUUUGAUUGGUUCAAAGGUAUCAUGAAUGAUGUUGCGGAGCAGGAUCACAACCAUGUAAUUGAGCUACAUAACUACUGCACUAGUGUCUAUGAAGAAGGUGACGCUCGGUCUGCCCUCAUUGCCAUGCUUCAGUCCCUCAACCAUGCCAAAUGUGGCGUGGAUAUUGUCUCUGGUACAAGGGUGAAAUCUCACUUUGCCAAGCCUAAUUGGCGCACCGUGUACAAACGCAUCACACUCGAUCAUCCCAGCAGCCGAGUUGGGGUGUUUUACUGUGGACCACCGGCACUGACAAAAGAGCUACGCCAGUUGGCUUCGGACUUUACUCACAAGACAAACACCAAGUUUGAUUUCCACAAAGAGAAUUUUUAAUCUACAAAGGAUAAGGAUAAGGAGAAGCAAGAAUGUGGAUCAUCUUGUAUGAGAAUCAACCAUGAUCCUAUACUCUUUCUCUCUUGUAAAAUGAUUUUAAUUAUGGGUCCUUCUUUUUGGCUCCUAGUUAUGUAAUUAUAAUUCUAUAAUAAAUUGUGUUGCACAUGUUUAACAAUGGAAAAUUAGCAAAUAAUGACGGAAAGAACAA